Molecule: messenger RNA, 4331 nt
Organism: Hirundo rustica (Barn swallow)
Lineage: Eukaryota; Metazoa; Chordata; Aves; Passeriformes; Hirundinidae
Gene: RGS5
Product: regulator of G protein signaling 5
Exons: 5
Coding region: 91-636 (181 amino acids)
Source: RefSeq, a predicted model, not a curated record
AGGCAGCUGGGCUGCAGACGGAGCCUCUGCUGCCCGCUUUGGCCGUCACUCACACUCUUCUCACGGCCGAGGAAACGACAGCCUGCCAAGAUGUGCAAAGGAUUAGCAGCGCUGCCCCACACUUGCCUGGAGAGGGCCAAGGAGAUCAAGACAAAGCUGGGCACACUGCUCCAGAAGCCUGACUCGACCAUCGACUUAAUCAUCCCCUACCCCGAGAAGCCGGAGAAGCCACCCAAGGCCCAGAAGCCAUCUCCAGAGGAGGCUCUGCAGUGGCGUGAUUCCUUGGAGAAGCUCCUGCAAAACCCCUAUGGGCUCGCCAGCUUCUGCAGCUUCCUGCGCUCCGAGUUCAGCGAGGAAAACGCCGAGUUCUGGGUGGCCUGCGAGGACUACAAGAAAACCAAGUCCCCCGUGAAGAUGGCAGAGAAGGCCAAAAAGAUCUAUGAGGAGUUCAUCCAGACUGAGGCACCCAAAGAGGUGAACAUCGACCACUUCACCAAGGCUGUGACCAUGAAGAACCUGGUGGAGCCAUCACCAACCAGCUUUGACAUGGCCCAGAAGAGGAUCUUUGCCCUGAUGGAAAAAGACUCCCUGCCCAGAUUUGUGCGGUCAGAGUUUUAUCAUGAGUUAAUCAAGUAGCAAUGCAGCAAGGGCUGCACGAAGCAUCCCCACUGCUUCUGUCUAAACACCCGCCCCUUCUCCUGCAGCCGCUUUGCUUUCUUGUUACCGCCCCAGAAUAGCACCCAGGGGUGUUGCUAAACACCUCCCCCCAUGCUUUGGACUGUCAGUUGUCCUGGUGUUUCCUCUCUUAGCAUCUCAUUCCUCUCCCACAAAAGACCAAUUUGCAGAAACUCCCUGGAAUUGGGACCCAGAAGGGUGAGGGAGCAGCCCCAGCUCUGCAGUGACCAGGAGCCACAGGGCCAGCUGACACAUCCCUGGUGCUGUGGAGCUUGGCAUUAGCUGGAGGCUCUGAGGUGCUGACUUUGCCUUCUUAGGACUCCUUAGAACAUGAUCAUUUUUCUCCCAGUGUUGCCCAUGUUGCUGGUUUGCCCCAGGCUCGCUCCCAGUUUCCCGGGGUGCAGCUGCUGAGACUGCUCAGCCGUCCUGCAGGUGCUCCCCUCCCUGGCCAAGGCGAGCUGACACACACCCACUGCCUGAUUGGCAUCACCUUCCUGAGGGAAGCAGCAGGCACCACGACAGCCGCCCAGGGUGGAGGGCACGGCAGGGGCAGCAGUGACACGUACAGCAAGGGUGGCACUGUGACAAGGAUGGCAGGGACCGCUGUACGGCAGGGCCGGGUGCUGCAGGGCACGCCUGGCUGGCACCAGGGGUGAGCAGGGCGAGCCUGGGGCAUUGCUUCCCCAGCAGCUCCACUCGGAGCCAGCCUGCUUGCUUCACUCUGAACAGAAAAACAAGAAGCUAAAACUGUUGGUCCAAAACACCGGGACUGUUUAGCAACCCAGAACUGCUCUCUCCAGCCUUUGCACGAUGCCCUGAGCUCGCAGGGCACAUCCUCUGCCACAUCCCAGUGCACAGCUCUCCUGGUGUGCUGGGAUGGCAGCUCCAGGGGCUGCUGCAGGGCUCUCUUGUCUCAGUUGCUCCUCUCUGCAGUAGGCAUGCCAAAGCAAUACUUCUGCACAAACCCAACACAGGGCAUCAAGCACAGGAGGAAGGGAAGCCGUGCUGGGGGGAAAAAAAGCUGAAAUUCCAGCUGUUCGGAUCCAAGUUGAAAAAUCCAAACCAAACACAAAAAAACCAAAUCUGGAAACUCAAACCCAUCACUGGAAACAUGAAAAAUAACCCCCUGGCUUCUAGAACAGAGUGCAGACCCUGCUGAGUUUGUAUAGCCUGCAUCACUCUCUCCUGUAUCCUUCUAUCUGCCUAAGCCAUAUGUUUCCAUAGGCUGUCUCUAAAAAGGACCAGCUGCCUUCUAAUGGUUCAAAGCCAGCCCUCUGCUCACAGAAUAAAUCACACCUGAGGAUGGGGCAAGGGCAUACAUGAAAAACAGCCCCCAGGAUCUCAUUUCAGCCCCGAGGGAAAUGUGAUAAACCCCUGAUCCAUGGGGCCUGGAUGGUUCAUCCCUGUGUUGGUUUCCUGGUGCAUCAUCCACAGGGUCAUGGCUUGCAAAGAGCUGCUUCAGCCAGCAAUCUGGCAGAUGCCAGCAAAACAUCCAUGGCCCUGCUGCCCACUGGCAUCCCAGACCAGUCCCCUUCCCCAGGCUCAGCCUCGCUGCAAGUCAUGGGACUCCACGCAAAAUGCAAUAACAUAAACAACGGAUUUUCCAGCCUCUUCAAGACUUGCAAAAUCUGAUCAAAACCCCACCAGCCCCAAAUAUUUACACGUUGUCACUAUAGCAAUGAAGAAAAAUACAUCCCGAGCUGCAGGAAAUGGGCUGUGUUUUCCAGGCGGGAGUGGGGAGGCAGGGGAAGGAUGGAGGCAGUCACAAACGUGACUCUUUUUUUAAGCUGUGGAGCAAAAGGCCUGGGAAAGUCAGUGCUGGAGCAGCAGGGGUGAUGCUCAGAGGCAUUCCCCCGGGGAGAAUGCAGAGGGUGGUGGCUUGGGUGAUGCUGAAGAGCCCAAGGGAGCCCAUGAGCAGCAGGAGGGUCCCAUGGAAAGGGCACAGGACCCCCCGGCAGUGUCUACCAUUCAGGUGGGCAAAAAAGGGGAGGCAGAAGCAGGGCUGGGUGCAGGAUGGGGGCUUCGCCAGCCCCUCUGCAGCAGGGUGCUCCCCUCACCUCUGCCUGCACACGCUCCCUGCACGCUCCCAACAUCUCCAUGAACUGGUGUCAGUAGAAGCGGGGUCAGCACGUUCAAGCUCCUCAUUUAGAGCGUGACUCAGAAAUGCAACACCAAACGACCUUCCCUGAAGAAAGACCUGGAUCUUUCAUUUCUACUUAAUUUUUCGGUGGCUAUUUCCAGAUUCCCUCACACGUUUCACAGUUAAAUGCCACCGCCACCAAUGCCAUAGUGUUGGGAUGCUGCUGGAGGCUCUUGCUACGCACCAUCAAACCCUGGAACGUCACUGCUGCGGCAGCGGCAUGUGGGGCAGGGAGACGGUGUCUAGGUAUGUAUGUGCUGAAAAGAAAGGUGCAGGCUGGAGUCAGGAGAGAGGAAACAGCUCUGUUGGCAAUCCCUCCCUGGCUCAAUUUCUGCUAAAAUGCUUGAAGUCUACUUUGAGGGCUGCCAGUGAUCUACCAUGUGGCCAGAAAAUGUGGCCACUGAAGCCUUUUGGAGCUCUAGGGAAGUUGUGUUUGUGUAGAAAGGUCGUUUGGCUAAUUGCUCGGGCAGGCUUGCCCAGAAAGGUGUCAACACCUGUACCAACCCCACGGCCCAGCUUUCCACAGGCCCAGAAGUAUUUACUAUUGGGCUGAUGCCAACCGUCAUAUUUCUGGUAGGAGAUAUUUCAUGUAUUUUAUCACUAUAUACAGCAGUACAUAAACACAACAUGUACAUCUAUAUUCCUGUAUUCAUGUAUACAUGUACACACACAUAUAUUCCUGUAUCAUGGGCAUCUCGACUCCCCUGAGAGUCAGAGAGCUGAAAAGCAGGGUUUCUGGAUGUGUGCUUGGGGUCCAUCACAGAGAGGAGUGUGAGUGACCAGACCAUCUCGAGGGAAACCUUGGCGAUCCAGCUGAGCAAACACAAAGGCAUCCUCCAGGACCACCAUGUGCCUGUGGCAUCUGUGUGCCAUCCUGGCACCUGGGCUCGUGCAGGAGGCAGGUCUUGUGCUCCCCAAGGGACCCCUAUCCCUGCUGUGGGGCAAGGCAACCCCACGCUGCAGCCAGGGGCAUGGGGCACCGGGCACUGCCUCCACACCACCCUGGCGCCCGCUUCUUGCCACAGGCACACAUGGAAAAGGGCUCCCUGCAGCUGCAUUCCUCAGAGGAACACCAGGAGAUGGUUUGAUGUGUGUUUUAUGGUGACUUCAGCGACCUGGAGCCUUGCACCUCAUCAAUCACAGGACGAACCGCCCAGGUCUUGCCCUGCAUGCUGAGACUGGGAUCUGCCAGGGCGACCCAGUCCCAGACUUGGGCACUGCCAAAGCCCAGUGGCUGAGGGUGUCCUUGCGCUCAUCCAGGCUCCCCUCAGGCCUUGGUCACUCCCUGGAGGGUGCUGCACGCUGUGGCCAAGGGCUGGGGCAAAGGCAGGCGGGCACAUCAGCUCCUCACACCCGGGAGCUGCAGGUUUUCAGUCUGGAGUUUUCCAUGGGAUUUCAACUGGAGAUGUUCAUGUGGAGAAGAUGUGAAGUGCUGGUGUGCAGUGAGGAGUUGUGUUAACCCAUAUUCAUGUACCACUCAGUAAUCCACACAUAAACAUGUAUUUCUGCUACUGUC